AUGACUGCAUUUUGCAUUGUUGCAGGCUUUGGCGCUAUCAUGGCUUACUUUUACUCUAUGGAUCCAGUUGUUGAUUUUGCAGUUGACAAAGUUGACGGAUUCGGUUAUUCAAACAGAAAGUUCGAGGAAGCUAAACUUCUUUUCAACAUCUCAGCAGAUUUUUCAAAAUUAGUUCAUGUCAAUACUCGCCUCUUUUAUGCAUACAUCGAAGCCGAAUGGGAAACAAGCAAUGGAGUUAAUAAACACCGUUCGAUUCUCUGGAAUAAACUUGUUUAUCGUGAAAAUCCAUAUGUUAAUCUUACAAGUACUGAAGGAAGCUUCACUUUCCGUCAAGUUGGUGAAUCAAUGAAAGGAAAAACAAUUAAACUUUACUUCCGCUUCCAACUUGUUCCGUUCAUUGGCUUCUUUAAGACAGCAACUGUUAAAUCCAUAGAAUUUACUCUUCCAUCAGAGCAUUUCAACGCACCAACUAUCGACGUAUUGUACUAA
Molecule: messenger RNA, 489 nt
Organism: Trichomonas vaginalis G3
Lineage: Eukaryota; Parabasalia; Trichomonadida; Trichomonadidae
Product: signal peptidase subunit family
Exons: 1
Coding region: 1-489 (162 amino acids)
Biological process (GO): protein targeting to ER
Cellular component (GO): membrane; signal peptidase complex
Source: RefSeq, a predicted model, not a curated record